Molecule: messenger RNA, 1101 nt
Organism: Pogona vitticeps (central bearded dragon)
Lineage: Eukaryota; Metazoa; Chordata; Lepidosauria; Squamata; Agamidae
Gene: MVB12A
Product: multivesicular body subunit 12A
Biological process (GO): viral budding; receptor catabolic process; regulation of epidermal growth factor receptor signaling pathway
Cellular component (GO): ESCRT I complex; cytosol
Source: RefSeq, a predicted model, not a curated record
CCCAACCGCCAUGGCCGCUCCGCUCACCGGACUGGCUUGGACCUCGUCCAGUGUGGCCGCCGCCGGCUGGACUCCGCUUACAUCCACAGUGGAAGGAGCACCUGCCAACUUUGGAAAGGGGUUUGCGCAGAAGUCUGGUUACUAUCUGUGCUACACAUCAGCUAUCAGUGCGAACCCCACAGGAGAUGUGCUAUAUGAUGUAAUAAUCUUGAGUGAGAAAUCACCACUACCUUCUGGAUAUACUUACGCUAAAGAAUUCUCGGAUACAAAAGCCUCCAUCUCCAAGAAGAAGAGGUUGUGUGUCAAGCUGAUUCCAUUGAGUACGGCAGAAACAGCUGUGUUUGACAUCCUGAUCAGCAAUAAAAGCAAAGUGGUGCCAAACUACAUGCGCAUUGGAGACAUGAGCGGAUUUGCACUUUGGUGUAAAAAAGAGCAUGUUGUCAAGCCUAAGCCUCUCCCUAAGCCACGGAAUAUCAGUCUAGAAAUGAAGCAGCUUUCUCUAGAGUCAGAAAAUGUGAACCAGCCAUCAGCAAAGCCCACAGGCCCCCAUAGGCAAGCCACCCUUAAGCGGCAUGAGUCGAUAUAUGACAGUUCAAAUGUUUAUGGUAUCUCGGCCAUGGAUGGGGUUCCCUUCACUUUGCACCCCAAGUUUGAGAACAGCAUCACUAAUGGCAAUAAGGCUUUUUCUCCUUUUAAAAACUUGCAUAUCAAGUCUCUGGCUGACAUUGAGAAAGAGUAUGACUAUGGUUUUGUAGUUGAAAGAACUGCAGCUGCUCGACUCCCACCCAGCAUCUCAUAAUGUUGGCAGUUCCUGUUAAGAAGACUGCAUUUUCUGCGCAUGAAGCACAAGGAUGUUUGCUGACUUCACUGAGAAGAUGGAAGUACUUCAGAAAGGACCUACUUUAUUGGGACCAUUGCUCUAGUAGUCAAAAUUUGUAAAUUAUAAUUUUGCCUCUUGGAAGGUGAUAGGAUUCCCCACACUAUGGUUCAUUGCUGGUUGGUGCAAGCCAAAUGUCUUUUGCAUAUAAUUUCCCCAACAUCACAUCCUUUUUCCCUAUGCAAAACACUGCUUUUCAAAAUAGAAUUGUUUUGUGGGCAGAA